AUAUGGAUGAGUUGCUGGUCGACUGCAUGCAUGAGUGCAGCGAGAUCGAUCGACUGCAGUUUCUCCUGAGGCGAUUGGUGUUGCGUUGCAGGGUCAUGAGGCGGGAAGUGAGUCAGUUGGUUGAAGGAGUGGUUGCUGCGGACGUGAUGGAGGUCAUGGAAGGGGAGGCAGGCGGGAUGCCAGAGGGUGUGAUCGAUGUUGCAGGUGGGAAUAUGUUUGCGUCGACGAGAGCCAGGUCAGGGCGAGUUGCGCUGGGGAGUUAGAAACUUUGGCAGAGACGGCGAAAUUGUGAGGAGAGGGUAAAUAUCGGCGCCUGACAUGUCGUCUUCCCUGCGCGUGGUCUCUAAGGCUGGGACGUUGGGCAAGAAGCUCUCCUUCGAUGCUCGUGACGGAAUCUCAGCUGGGAAUGAUCCUCAUUUCCAUGAGAGAUUACCUCACGCCGAGAGUCGUAUUGCAAAAGCUAGCAUUCGGAAGCCUCUAUUAUUUCUAGAUGAUUCAGAGUCCAGCUUCAAGGUGUCGACUUCGGGGGGGAUGAAGAAAACGACUACAUUGCCAUGUUCUUCCCAGGGCCAGCGGCAGCAACAUCAUCGCCGGUCGCCCUCGCUAAACAAUUUUCCCCGAUUUGAGAAUGCAGUGACGGAUUCAGCAGCUUUGUCGACUAGAGCCUUGCGGCAAUCUGCUUCGUUCUCGGGUCGUGUAUUCACAUCUCGAGGCGGUCGACUUGCUGACCAAAGCACUCCUUGCAGCUCUAGGAAGACCUCCAGGAAUGACGUCAAUGGUGCCGCUUGGCGAAUUAGUCCACGGCUCGAGCUGGAGGAGGAUCCCGCUUUCUUGCAGGACCACAAUGUGCAGGUUUUGCUUCGGGCUCGUCCAAUAAGUGGCAUCGAAAUUGCGCAACUAGGACAUGCUAGGUGCAUAAGACAAGAGAACGCGUACGCCAUCUCCUGGCUUGGUCAACCGGAGACACGAUUCUCAUUUGAUUAUGUGGCGAGCGAGUUCGUCACUCAGGAAGAGCUCUUUCGAGUCGCAGGGCCACCGAUGGUGGAGAAUUGUAUGGCGGGGAACAAUAGCUGCGUGUUCGCGUACGGCCAGACGGGCAGCGGCAAGACGCAUACGAUGCUCGGCGACGUUGGCGACUUCGAUCGACAGCCUAACGAGAACCGCGGAAUGACGCCGCGUGUGUUUGAGUAUCUGUUCAAAAAAAUUCACGAGGAAGAAGUGGCGCAGCGACACACGAAUAUGAAAUUCAAGUGCAGAUGUUCCUUCUUGGAGAUCUACAACGAGCAAAUUUCCGAUUUACUGGAGCCGUCUUCUUCCAAUUUACCUAUACGAGAGGAUUCAACUAAAGGCAUUUACGUCGAUGGUUUAGUGGAAGUUGAAGCGCAGAAUGUGCGAAACAUUUUGCAUCUCCUUCUAUUGGGUGCGGCAAACAGGAAAGUGGCGGCCACGGACAUGAACCGAGAGAGCAGCCGGUCGCAUAGUGUUUUCACUUGUGUCAUUGAGAGUCAGUGGGAGUGCGAUGCAACGAUCAACUCCCGCAUCGGACGCCUCAACCUCGUCGACUUGGCUGGCUCUGAAAGGCAGAAAUCCUCCGGCGUUGAUGGAGAGCGUUUUCGAGAAGCGGCUAGCAUCAAUAAAUCUUUGUCUACCCUUGGGCUUGUCAUAAUGGACUUGGUUGACAUAGCCAACGGGAAACAGCGGCAUGUACCAUACCGAGACUCAAAGCUGACGUUCCUCCUUCAGGAUUCACUUGGAGGCAACUCUAAAACUACAAUCAUCGCCAACAUCAGCCCCUCCAGCUGUGCAUCGUCGGAGACGCUCAGCACCCUUAAGUUUGCUCAGCGCGCAAAGUUCAUUCAGAAUAAUGCUGUUGUCGGUGAGGAUGCUUCUAGAGAGGCGAAAGGAUCGAAAGAGCAUAUCCAACAGUUGAAGGGUUGGGUUGUGGAGUUUCUUACCGAAUUUAGCUUCCGCAUUUUGAAACAGGAUGAGUUAGCUCGCCUGCGGAGGCAGAAUAAUUCAGCAAUACCAACCGUGCGUUUGUCAGAACUGAAUGAUGACCUUUCUACCGAUUUGAACUCAUUUGAAGGGUCCUUCUUGCAGUUUGGUAGAGCGGUAUUAAGUCCAAUAGCUUUGCUUCACAAGCCAGAGAUGUUGGUGGUGAAGCUUGUCUCUGAGAGACAAGUAACGAAGCGUCUUCGGAAUGAGGUUGGUUCUUAUCAGAGAGAGCUCUCAGAAUGUCGAAUGAAGCUUCGGACCAGUUUAGAUGCCAAUCAGAGGAUCGUAAGUGAGCUGGAUGUAUUGCGAAUAGAGCUUGAGAGCUCGCAGGACGAGUGCAAAAAGCUCCAACAAGACCUUGGAACGAUGAAGCUGGAGAAAGCACUUGAGGUUAAUUGUUUAGAGUUAAAGCAAGCACAGCACCACGAAUUGAUGUUUGAGCUGAAGGCACAGCUUCUGAAGAGCGAAGAGAAAGCUGAGCAAGAAGCGAGCAGCCGAAGCCAGCUUGAGAUACAGUUGCAGGAGGCAACCCAGGAGUCCACUAAUCUGCAGACAGAACUCCAGUGGACAAGGGAUUCAUUGGAAGAAGUUGAAUCGCUCGUGGAAAGGUUGCAGCGAAAGACACCAGCAUUGGAGAGUGGAGUUCCAGAAGCUUCAUAUGAAAAUUUUAUGGUAGGCCAGUUACAGGCAGAGAUUAUUGAAAUGCAUGCAAGAUUAGAAGAUGAGCACAAACGCAGAUGCGAACUUGAGGUGCAAAUGGCUAAUUACGUGAAAUAUCAAGAGAUCGAACGCAAAAUUAAUCGUGAGUGUGUGUUAAGCACGGAUGAUAGCAAGGCAACGAGGAAGAAAACGGUGAGGCAUCAUGACGCUAUCUUGCAGUUACAACUGGAGCUGGACACCAUAGAUGGUGAAUCCGAUGCAAUUAAAAGUUUCAGAUGGGAGGAAGGGACGCACGAUGACGAGGCUGAGGUAAAAAACUCAGUGACUAUUAUGCAGCUUCAGCUGAAAGUGGAAACACUAGAAGCGGCACUUUUAGAGGAGCGUCAAUGCCUCGCAGAGGUUCGAGCAACCAAUGAACAGCUUCGGCAGCAAUUGGAGAAUCCUCAGACUGAGCUACAUGGUGAGAAGGCGAGGAUAGAAUCUUUUAAGGGAGGACAUCGAAGUCUAGACGUUGAGUCCAAGUCCACCUCAGAAGAUGGGAAAGCUCGGAUGCACACGUCGUGGAGUCAGUUUUGCUUAUUUACAAAAAUUUAAUGCUUUUCAAGAGAAAAACUUGGAGGCUCUGCUGGGAGUACCACUGAAGCCCAUAGUCGUCUCUUAUCAUGCAGUAGUUGUUUUCAGAAAUAUAAUUCUUUGCCGUCGGGAGAGUAAGGAGAGCAAGUCGCAUGGAACGAGAAAAAGGAACAACUUCGAACCAAUGAGUUGUUUAAAAGUUUUAGUUUAGACCAGCAUUCUUUUGCAGGAAAGCGUGCUCAUGGAGCUCGGUAAAUUCUAGUCACGGUUACAUCAGAUGGUCAAAGAAAAAGAAGAGAUGGCCAAGGUGGAGGCUGCUCUUGUUGAGAUUUACGAGAAGGAGAAGUUCUAAGGCGGGCUAUCCAGAAGCGAGCAGAAAAGGAAUGCUGCUAGAAUAGCAGAUCGUACUCUAUAAGAGGUCUCUGAAGUCCGAUCACUUACGUUGCCUGCGGGUAUUACCAAUUGUGCUACGCUUGGUGGCAGUAACCCGCAAAAUUAUGUUGUUAGAAAUAAGGCUGAAAAUGUGAUCUUUCGUACCAAGAUUCAGGAUUUGGACAGUUCUUAGCCCGUGUACCCAGUUGUCACUUAUGACAAUUGAUAAGAAUCAGUUGAAAGUCAAGUUACUCAGCCUGGAAAUGCAGACUUGCAGCAGCAGUUGCAGAUUCGACUGUCUUGAAAUGCACUUUUUAUCGAUUUAAAAAGCACCCCAGGAAUGGCAGUAUAGGGGACUGAAAAGCUGCAGAACUUGGCUAAGGAAUUGAAGAGCAACAGAGGUCAGCUCAAGGAAGAGGUUAAGAUGAAAUGGUGUGCUAUUAAAGAUUUAGAGGAACAGUCUUUGUUAUAUCCGAGCACAGAAAAUUUGAACUUGAUUGAGCAAUGUUGGAGGCGAGACGACCUAGAAGAGGAUCUGCAUCUUCCUCUGGAGCAGCUGGAGAUGACCUAAGCUGAUGCUGAUGAACGGUAUGUAUCUGCAACUGAACCUCGCAAGCUUUUUCUACGCUUGAUUCUUUACGUUCUUCGACUUAAUUUGUAGAGGAAUGGAUCAGCACUUGUAAUAAUUUAUUUCUCAGUAGACAGAUUUGAGCAAGCGAUUAGUUGAUGAGAAUAUGAUCCAAGUAGCGACUCUUGAGGAUUCCGUGGAGUAGCUGAAAAUUACAGUUUAUGAUUUAUCGUCCCAGGUGCAUGAAAAGUCUCGGCUCUUCAUGACCUUGUGGUUUGAUAACCAUGUGAUACAUACUGUUCACACCUUUCCUCAGCAACAGCAUGGAAGUUAGUUGAAUUCCAACUAUGAGUGUAUGUUUGUUAUGGUUCUUCUCGAGUAAAAUCUUUCUUCCGACUCUA
Molecule: messenger RNA, 4569 nt
Organism: Physcomitrium patens
Lineage: Eukaryota; Viridiplantae; Streptophyta; Bryopsida; Funariales; Funariaceae
Source: RefSeq, a predicted model, not a curated record